GCAUGCCAUACAACGAUGGAUGCAGUGUGAAUGUAAGAUAUGCUCCAUUCUUAACUCGGUUUAUAUACGUGUACCUUAAAAACAUCUGGCGGGAUGAUGACAUCGAUAUUGAGAAAUUGUUGGGGGCUAUCGCGAAAUUUGCCGGUUGCCACGUCAAAGUGUUAUGCUGUUGCAUUUCCAUCAUCGGUAAGAUGCAAUACCACAACAGCCAGCGAGAAAACUGAAAAAGCUGAAACACGUCCUACAGUACGCAAACCCAGCCAUGUCGAUGUCAAUCGUUUGAUAAGUUUUGGUCGAUACAUUACAAAUUGCCUGCCAAAAUAUAUACAAAAGACACAGCUGACAGCUGGUGAUGAGUUGGAGUUACUCAUUGUCCCAGAUGGCAUUAUCCCUACACUCACAUUUUUGAAAGACCAUCAUAACACUCAAUUUGUCAAUCUGACAGAUAUUACUGCACUAGAUGUGCCUAGUAGACAGUAUAGAUUUGAGCUCGUCUACAAUUUGCUGUCAUUGCGAUAUAACUCACGUAUCAGAGUGAAAACGUAUACCGACGAGUUGACGCCAGUCGACUCAGUCUACAGCAUAUUUAAAGUUGCUGAUUGGUAUGAGCGAGAAGUGUGGGAUAUGUUUGGCAUAUUCUUCUCGAAUCAUCCCGACCUUCGCAGGAUUCUUACAGAUUAUGGUUUUGAAGGUCAUCCACUGAGAAAAGAUUUUCCACUCAGUGGAUAUGUUGAGGUACGCUAUGACGACGAGCAGAAAAGAGUAGUGAUUGAACCAUUAGAGUUGGCACAAGAGUUCCGUAAAUUCGAACUAGCCGCUCCGUGGGAACAGUUUCCUAACUUCAGGGAUGCUCCAGCAGCUUCUGAAACUAUCUCGAAAGAAAAAUAACUGCUUUUGUUUAAAUCAUAGUCCUACUUGAAAAUGAGUGUAAAAUAUUCUAGUAAAAUGUAAUUUAUAUUAUAUUGUAUUUCCUUGUUAACCAUCUCUAAAUAACUAAUUCAGACUUCUGUUAUGAAAAUAUAUACAGAAUGAUAUAAAAUAA
Messenger RNA from Ooceraea biroi (clonal raider ant), 1042 nucleotides. It is a transcript of the gene ND-30, whose product is annotated as NADH:ubiquinone oxidoreductase core subunit S3. The record is from RefSeq and is a predicted model, not a curated record. Gene Ontology annotation, cellular component: respiratory chain complex I. Gene Ontology annotation, molecular function: NADH dehydrogenase (ubiquinone) activity. NCBI's taxonomy places the organism in Eukaryota, Metazoa, Arthropoda, Insecta, Hymenoptera, Formicidae.